Molecule: messenger RNA, 2571 nt
Organism: Babesia bovis T2Bo
Lineage: Eukaryota; Apicomplexa; Aconoidasida; Piroplasmida; Babesiidae
Exons: 14
Coding region: 117-2567 (816 amino acids)
Source: RefSeq, a predicted model, not a curated record
GUUCCAUCUAGGGUUGCAAUAGUUUUUACUACACAAUUUAUUACAAUGUGUAAGGCAACAUGAGACUGAUCGGCUCAUUGCCGCCACUUUGACGGCCACCUGAGGAUUUCAUUAGGAUGGAGGAUCUUUGCCAGGUGCUAAGCAGUCUCGUAUCAGAUCGUGUAAGGCAUUUUGAGCUGGUAAAGAUAACUAGCAAUGCUUUACAGGGUAAAGCAUAUGUAAUAGUUGCUGAUGGAGGCUUACAUCUUGUUACGUGCUCGCUUAGCAGCGUCCUAAAAGGUGGAAGUUUUCGUUACGAAACUAUCGACAGUGUUAAGCAGUACAAUAAUGUUAUUAAACUCCGGAUGUCACAUCAAUGUGAUUCUUUUGUAAAGACCUUGGAUUUAGUAACGCCGUGCAAGACCCAGCUCUUUGCUAAAAUAAGGGAAGCUCGGUCAUCUUACCAUAUGUUCGCAACAGCUAAAGAACCAGAAAGUUCGUCUGAUGAUCAUUCAGCGUCACCUGAGCCAACGUUACUACCAUUCAAGGGAUAUAAAAAAGUGACUCUGAAUGGCUAUUUCUUAUUUGUCCGUAAUACCUUUGACAACACAACAUUUACAAGUGGGAACUUAAUUCGAUUGCAAGACAGCGAAAGGGGCAUUUGUCUCAAUGUUAAUUUACGCGAGCCAGUAUAUUUGAAUCUGCAUGAUUUGGCCAAACCCCAAGACCUUUAUAGAUAUGCCCGUGGCAUUUUGAACGAAUUGGGUGUCACAGAAAUCUUAUAUGACGGGGUUUAUAACAAACGUAUGAACCUUAACAAUGAUUUGGCAAUUUGGUCGUGUUACCACAUGUUGCUUCGUACAGAAUCGAGUAUCGUGGCAUUUUACAUAUUUAGACGACUAUAUCUGCCACCUAUGUUUGACAAGUGUCAGGAUAUACUUAUUAGGUUUUCAGUCUCCUUAAACAGUAUUGGGGAGUUGGACAUGGCAAGAGUUUACAACGAGAUAUCUACAACUGCCAACUCUAUCACUGCUAUUGAUCAGUAUAAUAUGUGGUACAAGGAGCUUAUGCAAGUGCGAUUGGACAACUUACGUUUCGAACAUCCCAUGUAUGCAUUUCUAAUGAGAAAAGGCGGUAUAGUACCCAGUUACCAUAAGCUGAUUAAAGGUUUUGUACUGUCAGUCAUAAGACUGCUUCCAAAUGAUACUGUCGACUCUCAUGUUAUUCAUCGUUUAACUGACUCUAUGGUACUAGCCAGUGAUGAUCCCAUGGAUUAUAUUUACAAUGUAAAAGGUCUUAUGUUUGGCAUAGGGACAUCUGAGGAGUCUCGUGAUCGCAAGGAAUUGAUCAACCGAUUUGACAUGCGUCUUUCGGACUAUAUCGCUAUUUGUAUGGAUGAACUGUUGAUGGAUACCCAUUUAUCUUUGGCAGUUUUGACCCAGUAUCUCAAUUUGAUGGAUGAUGAUUCAUAUAAGAAGAAAUUGCGAGAGGUAACGGCAUAUCUUUUGCAUUUCAGGUCUACGGACUUCUCCAAGGACUAUUCACCUAUGAUGCUGGACGAUAUGAUAGAUGCUUAUCGUACCGAACAUGGUGGAUACAAUUGGUGUGAUGUUACGUUCAACCAUUAUGCAACAUCGCGAAUGGUUGAGCAAGGGUUCUUCAUUCACCAAUAUGUUGAUGAUCUUCGUAACCAACAGGGUUAUUGGAAUCCGUAUUUGCAUUUCGUUAGUGAUUUGCUUGAGAGGUAUGACGAUUAUACCAUUAUGGAACGCAUUUUGAAGAAGUUCUUGGACAUUCCGCAGCCUAUUGACGCAUCUUAUUUACCGCUUUUAAAAUGUAUGAUUGUUAUGCUGCGGAGGUAUAAAACUAAUUACAAGAUUGUUGUGAUUGUGACAUCCAUUCUUACCAACUUCAGUUACAAUUCAUCUAUUUUCAAGGAUGAAAUGAUAAAGCAUGAUAUUGCCACUAUUAUAAUAGACAAUAUGCUGUCCAAUGAGGAACAAAUUGUUUUAUCAACGCUUAAGCUAAUGGUCAACCUAACCAAGACAUCCGAGCAUCAAAAGGCAUUUAUAGGUCAAGGUGUUGUAUGCAAUAUCAUACUACUUCUUGAGAAACAUCAUGCAAGAAACAGUGAGAUUAUGGGUUAUACUGCUGGUGUUUUGGGCCAACUAUGCAAUUCAGGUUUCAUGAAGAUAGCACCAAAACAGCUUGAAUAUGCCAUUGAUGCGCUUCUAUUCGCUUACCACGUUGGGGCGGCGGAUACAAGAUAUUUGAACAUGGUUAUUUUCUGUUUGAGGAAAAUUAAAAAAAAUGGUACUAUGUACAUAAAGAUUGGGCAACAUAUGCUUCGUUCUUUAGCUGUGGAUCUAAAGGUGUACAACGAUGAAGAUUUCUCGGUUAAUGUCCUGGAACUAUUGUUGGAUCUAACUAGUAGGGUUCAGAACUGCAUUGCCAUGCGUCAAUUGUCCAUCCUAGAAGCGAUUGAGGAGAUACCUCUCAAUGACACUUUGGUGCAACUUGUCAAUAAAGUAAAAGAAAAGGUCGUACGAAGAACGCGCUGCUUACAGUUUGGAGCAGCAUCAGAAUAAAAUC